Molecule: messenger RNA, 5561 nt
Organism: Phymastichus coffea
Lineage: Eukaryota; Metazoa; Arthropoda; Insecta; Hymenoptera; Eulophidae
Gene: Glut4EF
Exons: 9
Coding region: 338-2623 (761 amino acids)
Biological process (GO): regulation of transcription by RNA polymerase II
Cellular component (GO): nucleus
Molecular function (GO): DNA-binding transcription factor activity; RNA polymerase II cis-regulatory region sequence-specific DNA binding
Source: RefSeq, a predicted model, not a curated record
AGCGCCGAGCCGAGCGGAAGCAGUGGAACCAGCGGCGCACAGCUCGCAUUCUCCGAGCGGUGGCCGAAGCGACAGCGCACGCUUGCUGCUCUCUCCACCAGUCGUAGUCGUAGUUGUCGUUGUCAGUCGCCCGCAGCAGCCGCGCUCGAGCAUACGCACGCCAUGUCGCCGACGACCAGCAGCAGCAACUCGUCCGCCCCAGCCGCCGGCGGCACCUGCUGAUCUGCCGCAACAAUCGCGAGUCGUCGCCGUCGCGACCAACACAGAGACAGAGUUCGCGAGUGGAGCCUUGCGCGCGUGGACAGGCGGGCCCCCAGGCAAGCAGCACCCAGCAGAGAUGUCGACCGGCAAGAGGCUGGCCAAGCGCAGCAUCAUCGGCACGCGCGUGUGCGCGCCCGGCGACGACGGCAAGUACUACAGCGGCGUGAUCAGUGCCGUGAACACGCCGUCCAACGGCAAGCAGGACUCGGCCAACGGGGCGCUCAGCAUCACGCCGCAGACGCGCUACCAGGUGCGUUUCGACUCGGUGCCGGCCACGGCGGCCGGCCCCGGCAGGGCACCGGACUCCAAGCGCGAGUUCCUCGACCGCGACCUCAUCGGGCCCGGCUUCUCCAGCGUCUGCGGCGCCCGCCUGCUGGCCGGCCAGAAGGUCUUUCUCACCCACAAUGGGCGCGAGGUGCAGGGCAGCGUGCUGGAGCAUCGCGAGCACCUGGACGAGGUCGACGUCGUGCUCGCGCCCAACAAGCAAGAGAGCAACGUCACCUUAACCAAGCGCAUCGACGAGGUGCGCCUGCUGGAGUCGCGCAAGAGUGCCAGGCUCGCCGACUCGGACACCGACUUCGCCCGGCUCGCCGACAUGGGCAGCGACCGCAAGCGCACCGCCUCGCAAGCCACCAUGGACCGGCAGGAGAGGAGCAACUCGCCCUAUCACCCCAACAAUGGUCGAAACAUGAACUGGAAGCCGCGGCGCCGCACUCAAUCGGAGCAGAGCCACAGCACGGACACGUCCACGGACAACAACGCCGUGGAGCCUGCCGCCUGCCUGCGAAAGGACAAGGCCAACAACGGCCGGACGGGCUACAACGACUACCAGCACGACUUUGCCGACUGUUCCUUCAAUCUGGAAUUGGACGGCAGCAAGCUGAAUUGCUACCCGGACAGCAAUCUGUCGGCCGACGACGCCUCGGCCGCGCUAGUGCUCAUGUCGCUCGCAUCGCCCAGUAAGCAGACCCAAUUCGAAAACUACUGCUGCUCGCAGUACAGAAGACUGGGCACCAUCUCCGAGUCGUCGUCCAGCGGCAACAGCAACGCAUCGGUCAGCGAGAGCGAAAAUUCCUGGCGCUCCGACAGUCCACAGUCGGCCGAGGAGUUUUACGCGGCGCACCCGCACUCCUCGUCCGCGCCCAGCAGCCCCAAGGACGAGGGCAUCGUGCCGGACCUGAGGUACCCGCACAAGUACAGCAAAAAGCGCAGGGCGACGGAGGCGGUGGACAGGUUCGAGGACGAGCGAGUACUGUCGCGCUGCAGUCCCAAGAGCAUCGCUCACAGCAAGGUCCAUCCGCAAGUGGUCCGGCAGUUCAUCGUGCAGGCGAAGGCGAAGGCGAAGCGAGGCAGACCGCCGGCGAAUCGGCGAGCGCGAAGCCCGAGCCCCGUUGCGUCGGCCCCGUUCCAAGACGCAGCCUCGGACGACGAGGACGUCGAGAACUACAACGACCUGUCCAACACGGAGAUGUUCUCCAACGGCUACGACCACUGCGCCAAGUACAGAUGCAAUUGGCGCGAAGGAAAUAACGGGCCGAUAUGCGGCUUAAAGGGCGACUUCGUUUCGCUCUCUAGGCACGUUAUCCAGCGCCACUUGGAUGACAAGGACGACAAUCCUGAUUUUUAUGUCGUCGAAGACGACGAGUCUAGCUUGAGGAACGUCGAGACAAAGCCAACCGAAUGCGAGCUCCCCACCAAGUCGCAUUGGGACAUGGUGAAGCCGAUGACCGCCGAUCCCGCGUACAUGAAAAUGCAGACUCAUCGCAACCAAAUGAUCUUUCGUCCCGUCGAAUCACUGAUUCAUGCCGGACGAGAGUUCGUCUGUCAGGAGUACAGGGAGAGCAGCGGCAGCCUCUCGCCACGUGAAAACGUGGCACCGCAGCAGAACAUGUCACCACCGCGGCCAGUCAACAAGCCGGUAAAGGCGAAAGCGUUGCAGCAGCGCCAAUUUAUCGCCGGCAGCGUCAAUGGCGGCAACGGCGCUGGCGGCGCAGCCAACAUCAUGAACAACAACAACAACAAUUAUCAUACCAGCAAUCAGAUGGCGAAGAUGGGCCAGGUGAAUGGCAAUCUGGGCAAGAUGCAGCAGCCGUCACAGACCACGCGACGCACGCGCAGCGACGUGAAGAAGUGCCGCAAGGUCUACGGCAUGCACCGCAAGGAUAUGUGGUGCACGCAGUGCAAGUGGAAGAAGGCGUGCCAGCGCUUCCUCAAAGAGGAGACCAAUGACGCAUCCGACGAGGCCGCCGCUGCCGCCGCCGCCGCAGCCGCCGCCGCCGCCGCCGCCGCCGCCGCCGCCGCCGCCGCGACCGCGACCGCGACCGCGGAGAUUCCGCCAGCCGACCACCCUGGCAUCAGAUAGAUCGAGGCCAAACGAUCCACAUCGUCGAUGUUGGAUCACCAAUAUCAUCAGCUGUACGUGCCGCUGCCGUAGCAGCGCGGACAAUGAGCGCCUCGACUGCCGUAUCACAAGCAAACGACAAAUACAAACAAUAGCCGACAUGUCCGCGCUUAAGCACGUACGCACCGAUGAUGCCUCGGUCAUUCAAAGCACAAAUCUUAAUUAAUUGUUUAUUUAAUUGAGUCGAGAUAAGCUCUCCUGCUCGUCGCGGAUCGCGAUACCUUACGUAUAACUAGCGAACAUACAUAUUAGGGAGCUUCUCUGAUUGUUCUCAGUGUCGACGCCGCUGUGGCCGUGACUCCGGCCUCGCUCGCUCAUCGUCCGCUCCGACAUAUGGAUCGAAGCGCGAGACCAGGGCUACUUAGUUCAAACAAAUAACGUAAACUAACAAAUACACAGCAAUGAUCACAUUACUUAGAAGCUGUACUUCUCGAUACUACGGCAUAUAUAUAUAUAUGAGAUAUACCUACGUGCAUCUUCUAGAUAUAUACGUUAUACAUCGGUAAGCUGUGAAACGUCAAUGUAUAGUAGUGUUUUUUGCGCAAGUCUCGAUGGACACAGACACGAUAUGAAAAAGUACACGAAAACACACUCAUACGGCUCAAAACAGUGAUAACGAUGCGUACUGGAACACGAAACGAGUAUAAAUAGCGAGACGCUGUCCGAGGAACCACAGCUCCUCCGUUGCAUCAAGUAUGCAGAGCAGUGACAUAAGGUGCUCACGAGAGAGCGCGUCUCUUAAGUCAAAUUUAUUCUAGCUAGAGCAAAUUAUCAGAGAAAUAAGGGGGAAACAAAAUAAAGAGAAGCGUCGACCGGUGGAGUAGCGCAAGUGGCUCCCGCGGCGCUCUCGAUAUAGAUGACGAUUAUGCGAUACAGAAAAAUAAUAGAAAAUCCUGCAGCAAAAAAAAAAAAAAUAUAUAUAUAUAUAUUACAUAUAUAAAUAUUAUAUACGAUAAAGCGACUUGUGAUAUUUUACGUAAUUUGUCAGAAAGCCCCGCGCUGUCGGGGCCAAAACAAGUUUCAAUGCAGUACACACAUUUCCUAGCGCGCGCGAGGUAUUGACAAUUUGAAGUGGGGAAGACGAAAUUAUUAGUUCUUUCUUCUUACCGACUCUUUGACACCAACAAUAUGCAUACUGCCAGAGCGUAAGGAGUAAGUUUGCUGCGCUCUAAAUAUCGAGAUGCGCGCCGCUUAGACACUUGUUUUUAUGGGAAAUAGGAGAAAUUUGAGGAAAUUGGACUUUAUUUUUCUCUCUUUUUUUUUUUUUUUUUUUUUUUUGUUUUCGUAUUUGUUGUUUUUUUUGCGUAAUAAUUUGUGUGUGGAUAUAAAAUAUUCGUCUCGAACCGAUCGUACGAGCUGUGAUCGUUUUUUAAACCGCAAAAUUAUUUCAAAUCGUUCUUUCGCUUGUUAUAAUUGAUUUCGAUUAAGCAGAAUUGGAGGUUUUUGCUGUGUAUUUUGAAUAUUAUCGUGUGUUUUCUGAAUAAAUAAGAACAGUCUUUCACGAGUAGUCACCAUCUCGUAUUUUUCUAGGGCUCGUCUAAUUUUUUCUUGAAUAAAUAACGGUUUAUUGUAGAACCAGCGGUUACAAUGAACAAUUUUUUAUAUUUGCAUAUUUUUUUAAAACAGGACAAAAAAAAGGCAGUAGUUUCGCGUUCGUUUUUUAAUUUGCCAUUUGAUGCGAUUUUUCUCUCUGUACAUUGAUAAUUCUGUAAGAAAUACAUUAUAUGAAUAUAUCUAUUUACGAUGUCGAAUCUAUGAUAUCAAUUGAAGGAAAUUUUGGCAGAGCUUCAAGUACGAUUACGAUUAAUUGAUGUACAGAAUUCAGCAUGAUAUAUAAUAAUCGUUUUUAAGAGUUCCAACCAUAAUCGAUGUGCGUGAAGAUAAGAAAAAAUUCGGUUUUGUUCAACGGAUGUAUGUUCGUAUACAUUGAAAAUGUAAAUAUAAUCGAAGCUCUGUGAUUGUAUAUAAUAGUGUAGAUGUGAUAAAACUCGUUGACGAUGAUUUUUAGUGGUAUUUUAAUAUUGAAACUUAUGGAUGAAAAUCAUGUUUUCGAGAGAGAAUAAAAAUUAGUAUUAAGUAACAAUGCAAGCGAAAGCAAAUAAUGAUUAUUAAGCAAAAGAAUAUAUAUUAUACAUAUAUACAUAUAAAAAACACGACUGAUUCGUGCGAUCGAUUCGACAAUUCGCAAUACACCAUAUUUGAGCUGAGAGUUGAUAUAAUUAGGAUGGAAAGAGUCGAAACAAAAGGUUUCAAAUGUCAUUGAUACCUCGAUGGCCUGGAUGUUACAAUACCGAACCGAUCUCAGUAAUGUAAUGAAAAGAAUAGCAAAAAUUGCAAAGCUUGAGCUGCAAUUUUUCGAGACGUAUGGUCGACCCGAAUGGUCCUCGAGUCGAUCAAGAUACUUCACUGCCCAACUUCUCGCCAAAUUGGAUUAACGAGAAGAAUUUAACUAUAAGGCGUAAGCAAUAUAUAUGUUAUAGAUUAUUAUUGUAGAUGUGCAUCAGUUGCAUUAAUUAUGUUUAUUAUUAUUAUACAAUUGGAUAUGAGCUACUGCCAAAAUAUUGAAAAAUUAUUUACUCUUUAACCUCUAUUUUUUGAAAUUUUAGUGUUUGUUGUGUAUAUGUACACGUACAUAUAUCGGAAAAAAUAUUUUAUCACUUCAAUCUAUUAUGUUGAUCAUGACUUUUCUUUUUUGACAAAAAAAGGGCAAAGCAAAAUUGGAGGAUAUCGUUCAUUUUAUAUACUCUACUCUUCCAAUAUUCUUGAGACCUACCGAGGGUUUAUCGCCUUUGGUCGACCAUACGACGCAUUAUACACACGUUAUAAUUUAGUACGAUUUGUUAGUUUUAAUUUCAUAUUUGAAAUAUUAUUUGUAUUACUAUUAUAUCUUAUUAUUAAA